This is a messenger RNA of Neltuma alba, 736 nucleotides long. Its product is annotated as protein BOLA4, chloroplastic/mitochondrial-like. The record is from RefSeq and is a predicted model, not a curated record. NCBI's taxonomy places the organism in Eukaryota, Viridiplantae, Streptophyta, Magnoliopsida, Fabales, Fabaceae. The transcript is spliced from 3 exons. Gene Ontology annotation, cellular component: chloroplast. Gene Ontology annotation, biological process: iron-sulfur cluster assembly. Bases 49 to 507 code for a protein of 152 amino acids.
CAAAACUUGGGGGUUCGAAGGAGAAGAGGAAGGAACGAUCGAGUGAAAAUGCGGCCUCAUCUCUUUGCAGCGAAUCGUUGCUUACUUCGUCUUCCAGCGCUGUUUCGACCUUACAACUCCGUUCUCCUUUCUCCGUCUCGUCGUAUUCUUCUCCGAAAAUCCAAUCCUCAGAUUCUCUCUCAAAACGCCUCCUUCUCCUCCCGUUUUGUUCGCAACCUGUGUGUCCGCGCCACCAAUGUCAACGACGCUGGCUCUAUCGAUUCGCCUCUCAUGCAGUCCAUGGAAAAGAAGAUCAAGGAUCAUCUCAAUGCAGAAUCAGUCUCUGUAAAAGAUGCUUAUGGUGACGGUCGGCAUGUUAGUAUUGAGGUUGUGUCAGCUGCCUUUGAGGGACAAUCAGCAGUGAAUAGGCAAAGGAUGGUGUACAAAGCCAUAUGGGAGGAGCUUCAGAGCACAGUUCAUGCAGUUGAUCAGAUGACCACGAAAACCCCUGCUGAAGCAUCUCAAUGAAAUGAUAAAACCUCAUGAACACGCCACAAGCUUAUAUAAGAUAUUGUCCCUGGUACAAGUACUUGUGCUCAUUAUGGAUCUUUAUGUUGCUGUUCUCCCAUAAUGAAUUUUGAAUCCCAAACCUAAGUUAUUGUUCUAACCAAACGUCCAUCACCCAGCUUGUGUGCACUUGUGCAAAUAAUGCACUUGAUGAGGAUAGACUUGUGGUUAUUGCAACUCAUUUUUAUUU